AUGUCGCUACCUACAUCUGGAAUAUUAGCGCAUUUCACUCUAGGCAUUAAGCCCAUCCCAUUUGGGGGAUGUGUGGCUCAGCUUUAUUUCUAUCACUUUCUGGGAAGUUCUCAGUGUUUCCUAUACACCACAAUGGCCUAUGACAGGUACCUGGCCAUAUGCCAACCCCUGCGUUACCCAGUCCUCAUGUCUGCUAAGCUGAGUACCUUGCUGAUGGCUGGAGCUUGGGUGGCUGGCUCAAUCCAUGGAGCAAUCCAAGCCAUCCUAACCUUCCGUUUGCCCUACUGUGGUCCCAACCAGGUAGAUUACUUCUUCUGUGACAUUCCUGCAGUUCUGAAGCUAGCCUGUGCAGAUACCACAGUCAAUGAGUUGGUGACCUUUGUGGAUAUUGGAGUGGUGGUUGCCAGUUGUUUCUCCCUGAUCCUUCUUUCCUACAUCUAUAUCAUUCGGGCUAUCCUGAGAAUCCGCACAGCUGAUGGGAGGCGAAGGGCCUUCUCAACAUGCGGAGCCCAUGUGACUAUUGUUACUGUAUACUAUGUGCCCUGUGCCUUCAUCUACUUGCGACCUGACAGCCACAGCAUCCUGGAUGGGGCAGCUGCUCUCUUCCCCACAGCCAUCACUCCUUUCCUCAAUCCCCUCAUCUACACUCUGAGGAACCAGGAGGUGAAGUUGGCCUUGAGGAGAAUGAUAGGAGGCCAAAGCACUAAGAGUGAGGUCUGA
Messenger RNA from Mastomys coucha (southern multimammate mouse), 720 nucleotides. RefSeq names its product olfactory receptor 10G3. The record is from RefSeq and is a predicted model, not a curated record. The coding region runs from base 1 to 720 and encodes 239 amino acids. NCBI's taxonomy places the organism in Eukaryota, Metazoa, Chordata, Mammalia, Rodentia, Muridae. Gene Ontology annotation, biological process: G protein-coupled receptor signaling pathway. Gene Ontology annotation, molecular function: olfactory receptor activity. The transcript has 3 exons. Gene Ontology annotation, cellular component: membrane.